AUUUCUUAGUCGAAGUGUCCCUGGAAACUUUCGAAUAUCGAAACCGCGUUCGAAACAAGGAGAAUUUAAUGGCGGUCGAAGAGCCCCCACCCUGACCUCGUAUGCAGAGACAGUCAAGGUGUCAACAGGCGAGGCCGAACAGAGUUUAUGCGAUAAUUUUUGUCUGUUCGUAUUUGCACGUUUAUUUCAAUGCUUGUUGUAUCGCACUAGAAUAUUUGAACCCGGCAUCGGCGAUACAUACUCUCGAUAUAACUUGCGUUUGGAGAAUGCAACUAUCCAGAACAUAGCACGGAGCAGAUUUUUCUGACAUAUACAACUCUUUAUAUGAAUCUCUCACAACGUAAUUGCUCAAAAAAACACAUUCCAAUGAACAUGGAUGAUGAGCUUUAUCUUAUCCAGCAACAUUGAGGUAAAUAUACCGUAAUGGGGUGGGUCUCAACCACCACAGUAUGGAUUACAAUAUGGAGUUGCUUCUUGCGGGGCUUACAAUUAGCACCGCAAACAUCUCCAAAACAGGUACCAUGUGAUAAAACACGGAAAGUUUUUACCGACUCUUGGGGAAUUAUCAGUGAUGGACCUUUAGGCUCAAAUUAUACUCAAGACUCUCACUGCGAAUGGCUCAUAAAAGCAAACAACAGUCGUCAAUUUAUUACAUUAAGUUUCCGUACUAUGGGAACGGAAUGCAGUUAUGAUUAUGUUUUCGUUUAUGAUGGAGAUUCAUUUCGAUCUCCUCUUUUAGGAAGUUUCAGUGGAAAAACAGAGCCGCAACAAGUGACAUCAUCAUCUGGUUAUAUGUUAAUAUUAUUAUAUAGUGAUACAAAUUAUGUAUUGGAUGGUUUUCAUGCAGAGUUCUCAGUUACAAAUUGUCCAAAUAAUUGUACAAAUCAUGGAAAGUGUAUUAAUAAUAAAUGUGUCUGUGAAAAUGAUUGGGGUGGGAGAGAUUGUUCCAGAGCACUUUGUCCAAAUAAUUGUAGCUACGGUGGUAAGUGUGAUAUAAAAAGGUGUAAAUGUCAUGAUGGAUAUUCUGGACAGUCUUGCUCAUUACAUAAAACCCAUCCAGAAGGCAACAAAUGGCACUGGCUUUCACAUUCAGAAGGUGGAUUAAGACCACGAGCAGCACAUACAGCAGUAUAUAUAAACGAAUCAGAUUCUCUUUAUGUUUUUGGUGGCUAUGAUCUCAAUGAUAUACUAAGUGAUCUGGAAGUGUAUCAAUUUGGUAAAAGCCAAUGGGAAGAUGCAUAUGGUAAUGUAUUAGAACGUACCUCAUCUGCAGAAUAUUUAGAUCCUAUGCUCAUUGGUACUGAGUUAGAACGAAUGGAUGCAGGUGCAAAAGAAUUAUAUGGUGUUCGUCCAUCAUCCCUCCUGUGGAGGGUACUUUACAGUAUUACAGACAAUAAUACUUUUACUCUACGUAACCAUGGAAACUCAGAAAGUGGACAUGGUUGGUCAGAAUUCAGAAAUAAUCCAGAACAUAAAGCACAUGAACGAAAAAUUCAAGAAGCCAGGGACGGUGAAGUGAGUAAAAGUACAAUUAGAAUAGAAAGAAAUGACGAUUUACGAAGGAAACACUCUAGGCAUCCAAAACCUCGAUAUGCACAAACUACAAGACAUCGUAGAAAUCUUGAAGACUUUGAUCUUUAUCGAGAACUUCACGCACCGAAUAUAAAGAGUGAUAUAUUAAAUUGGGAAGAGCAAAGCGUUGAAGACCCUGUUCAGGGAAAUAUUUUUAUUGAAGAGCCUAAAUCAUCAACUGAUGAAUCAUUUAAAGAUGAAUCUACGAAGUCACCUAUUGACGAAUUGCCUAAACCAAGCCCACGUUACGGUCACGCUGCUUGUAGAUAUGAUGGCGGUUUUGUUAUAUAUGGAGGAAAGGUGCAAGACGGUUCUUUGUCAAACGAAUUGUGGCAUUAUAAUGUCAAGACACAUAUUUGGACGUUACGAGCUAAAAAUUCUCCAUUCUAUCCACCGCAAUUAACAAGACAUACACUUACCUUAGCAAAUGAUCAUAUUUAUCUUUUCGGUGGUAGUACAGUUGAUGGUGAAUUUUCAUCGAGUUUGUAUACAAUUAAAUUAAAUUUAUCUGAUCCUACUGCAACUACAGAAAGGUGGAAAGAAGUACAUCCUCGUGGGGGUAAAGAACUAGAUGUACGUGUAGUUGCUCAUUCAACUGUCUACCAUCGCGCUACUAACUCUCUAUUAGUUUAUGGAGGAGUAGUAGCUAGUGUGGCGCGGUUUAGUAAACUAUCCGAUAGAAUGUUUGUAUUUCAACUUGAUAGAAAAGUUUGGUCUGAAAUUCACUAUCCAAGAGCACAUUUAAGGGAUACUUAUGUUCCUAGAGAGCGGGCAUUUCACACUUGCAAUAUUAUAGGAAAUUAUUUAGUUGUAUUUGGCGGAUACUCUCAUAGACAUAAUAAGGAAGAAAUUUGUUAUGAUAACCAGAUGUAUCUGUAUCACUUAGGCUGUCACGCCUGGGUAAGUCACGACGUAUUAGGUUUAAAUGACAAAGAUUCGCGUUAUCCAAAACAACAGGGAGUAUUUGCGCACGCGGCAGACGUGCGCAAUGGAAACACCUUGUUGUUAGUGGGUGGUUAUCAUGGAAAUGUAAAUGCAGAUUUGCUUGCUUAUACAUUACCACCAAUGCUUGCGCCAGGAGACGAAGAUUACACAGAACCUGAACAAAUAUGUUCAAGGCAUAAAAGUCUAAUGGAAUGUUCAGCCAAUCCAGAAUGCGGCUGGUGUUCAGCAGAUGAGAUAUGCUAUGGCAGAACAAUUGGAAGUAACUGCACGACUAAUCUUCAAACAACUCGUUGCCCAGGUGUUUGUCCUGCACUUGGAGAUUGCCAUUCUUGUUUAAUACAUGGCCAACCCGGUGGCGGAUGGGGUACAACUGCUCGUGGAAAAAAAUCAAUUUCUAAUAAGUUAAAUUUGGGAACUUGUACGUGGUGUGUUCAGAAUGCUCGAUGCCACCAUAAAGAUGAUAACUAUGGUGUUUGUGGUCUACGAGAUGAUACACUGUCUCAGAUACCUGGCUGGUGGGGUCCUAAAGGCACUGAAAUUAUAAAAGUAGAGGAAUGUCGUGAAAUGGAUAAAAGGCCAGGAUUAACAUUCUUGAAGUACAAACCUCCAGUGAACUUUAGUCAACCCGACUCGGUAACAAUAGUCAAUGCUACAACAGUUGAUUUUAAUGUUCCGUCUAUGCAAGGGGCAAAAACCGAGUCUGCCCUUGGUGGAGAAAUGAUAGCUAGAUUAAUUGGAUUUCUAAGACCUCCACAAUAUGUUUGGGAUAGUACAGUAGAGCACUUAAAAAUUUGUGUCAGUUAUAACAGUGCAACACUUCAUGUUUCACGGAGCAGUGAUCCUCAAGAAUUGGAAUCAGUUGCAAAUUUAACCGCCGAGACAUCGCAGUGUAUACCAACAAAAUGGCCAGAUGGACAUCAGAUGAUGUUGCUGCCAGGUCGAUAUUUAUUAGAUUUUGAGUCAAAGAGAAUGGUUACUACCAGUUAUGCUUAUGCGAGUAAAAUGGAAAUCACUCAUAACAAGAAAACUGAAAAUCCAAAAGUGUUCACAUUUGAAUAUCUGGAACCAUAUCAAAAUGGAUCUUGCCACCAAUAUAAAAACUGUCUUCACUGCUUAACCGACUCGUCGUGCGGUUGGUGUGAUAUUAUUAAUAAAUGCCUUUCACGUUCUAUCAACGAAACAGAAAGUUGUAUAGCCGACAUGGAAUGGGAUGAGGAUGGCAAUCCGAUUCGUGAAUGGCAUUAUCUGACAAUCACACCUUCAGCUUGUGCUAAUUGUUCUAAUUACAUUUCUUGUGAAUCUUGUGUUGGUAGUAAUUUAUGUGAAUGGUGGACGGAGGAGGCGCGGUGUGCAAGAAUAGGGAGACUGCCUAAUGCUGUUGUUAGUCUCGACCAGUGCCCCAUUCCUUGCAGACAACGUUCAAACUGUACGCAAUGCUUAGAUGAGCGUGGAAGGUGUGUCUGGUGUGAGGCCACGCAGGAAUGCUUUUCUUUUUCAGUAUACACAUCUGAAUACCAGUUUGGUCUCUGUCGGGAAUGGAUGGAUCAAGCCGGGCUUAUGGGAGUAACUUCAAGAUCUGGAUCAUCCUUAACUGGCAAUGAUCAAUGCAAAAGUUGCAGUUGGCACACGAACUGUUCUAAUUGCCUGCACUCGUUAAGUUGCGGUUGGUGUUAUAGUCUGGAAAAUCCAAUUUUGGGAGCAUGCGUACAAGGAGACUUCAAUCAACCACAUGUUAAUUGUAGUUUAGUCAUUAAUGAUUAUCAAAACACUACGUUAGAGGCCAAUGAAUCAGGCUGGGCAUACGCUCAAUGUCCAGAUGUCGAUGAAUGUGAUUUGGGUUUGCAUGAUUGUCAUCCGGAUGCAUUAUGUACUAACACUCACGGCAGUUUCAGUUGUCAGUGUAAAAGAGGUUUCAAUGGAGAUGGCAAAGAAAACUGUACAAAGACAUGCUACGAGAAAUGUGUUAACGGUUAUUGCAGUGAAGCACCUGAUUACAAAUGCGAAUGUUAUCUUGGUUGGACAGGACCAGAUUGUAGAACAAAUUGUGGUUGUUACAAUCAUUCUACUUGCGUGCAAGGGCCAGGCAUCUGUGAUGAAUGUCAAGAUUGGACCACAGGUAGAUAUUGCGAAGAAUGUAAAGCAGGCAGUUAUGGUAAUGCUACAACAUCACUUGGAUGCAAAAAAUGUAAUUGCAAUGAACACGGAGAUAACGAUCUAGACAUCUGCGACCGACAAACUGGUGUCUGUUUUUGUCGUGAUAAUACACAGGGAGAUAUGUGUCAGCGUUGUAAGAAAGGAUAUUAUGGUGAUCCAAGAGGUGGUGGAAUGUGUUAUUAUGGUUGUAUAUCGCGAGGUAUGUUAGGAGGUGAAGGAAAUGGCAAACAAGGUCUUGGCAGCAGGCACUCGCAAUUGUCUUUAUGGGAAAGUCAUUUCGGAGAAUCACCGACAAGAGAAUGUCUCUGGAUAGUCAGUCCGAAAACAGAUCUUUCAUCAGACACAAUGCUUUCAGAAACACAGAGUGUAAUACAAUUUACUAUACACGAUGAUAUUAAUGUUAGCUGUCAAGAGAAUAGCGUUUAUGUAUACGAUGGACUACCCGAGUUUGUUUCGUCAACUACUAGUCAUCAAAGUCAGCUCUUAGGUGUUUAUUGUACGGAAAGCACAGAUUAUCCGGUAACUGUAGAAGCUAAGUCUGGAUUUCUUACUGUACAUUACAAACAGCUGGAUGAAGUCGAAGGUUUCAAUGCAAGUUACAUAAUAAUGACAUGCAAUAAUUGUCCUGGGAAUCGGGAAUGUCGGAACGGAAAUUGUUUAUGUAAAGUCGGUUUUGUAGGAAUUAAUUGUGACAUUGAAAUAUGUCCAAAUAAUUGUACGUCAUCUAAAAAGCAAGGAGUUUGUGAUAAGGGUUACGGUCGCUGCGUUUGUACACCUGGGUAUGGAGGACGCGAUUGCUCAAUUAAAAUCAAAGAUCAUCAACUAAUCUUUACCGAAUUGUUCAACUCGGAGUAUUUAGCAGACCAUUUAGAUCAUCUGCGGAAGACUCUACCAAGAUUUGGUCAUACAUUGGUCGCGGACAGACGAGGUAGUCUAUGGAUGUUUGGAGGAUAUUCCCUUAGCCAUGGUCCAUUGAAUGACAUUAGACUUUUUGAUACUAAAAAUAACACUUGGAUGCCCAUUACUGUGGAAUCUACUUCAGAAGCUUCUAUGCCUCAAGGUAGAUACUUUCAUGCGACAGAAAUAGUCCACAGUAGACAACAGAUAUACGUUUAUGGUGGAUUGUCAAUGAAAGAAGAAGACGUUCAAGGAUUAUCUAAUAAUACGCUGAGCGAUUUUUGGAAAUUCAGUUUGCAAAAUCAGAGAUGGAUGCAAAUUAUGCAGGAUGAAUCGAAAAGAGAACCACCACCUUUAGCUGGGCAUACAUUAACUUUACGCAGGAAUGGAGAAACAGAGAGCUUGAUAUUAAUUGGAGGAUUUAGCCCUAAGUAUGGUUACUUAGAUACAGUAUGGGAAUUCAAUUUAGAAUCAGAAACAUGGGACACGAUAAAUACGGUUGGUAAUGGACCAUUGGGAGUUUACGGCCACUCUACAGUAUAUCACAGCCAAUCAGACAGUUUUUAUAUCUUUGGUGGAUAUACAUAUGCAAUAAACCGAACAUUUAUCUCAAAUAAAUUAUAUGCAUUAAAUUAUGUAACUCUCACGUGGUCUGUACUUCCACCAUUUGAUGAUGAUCUUACUGAUGGAAAUAGCUUGCCCCAAGCUAGAUUUCUUCACUCUGCAGUCACUACUGAUGAGUACAUGGUUAUAUUUGGUGGACGGCAAAAUCCUCACAAUACUUCUGACUCAUUGAUUGCAUAUAAAUACUCGUGUAAUUUAUGGAUUCGUUUAAUAACAAAAGACAUGGAAGUUAUUGGAAGCCCUCCACCACCAGCAUAUGCUCAUGCAAUGACCCAUGCAGAUCCGGAAUCAAAUGCUGUAUACGUUGUUGGUGGUUUUGAUGGGGGAAUCAAAAGUCAUGUUACCCUUAUAAAUAUACCUGAGGAUUUAUGCAAUCUUUGGACCGAUAAACUAACUUGCAGAAAGUACUUUGGAUGCUCCUUUUGUUCUGUUACUACAUUUAGUGGAAAUAAUGCUUCAUUCUGUUUUUCCAAUGAAGAAUCUGAUAGUAAGAAUAAAAGAUGCAGUAACGUUAGUCAAGCUCAGGUAUCAAAUGGAGUCGUUUGUGACGAAAACUGGAUGGCAACCAGAAAGUGUCAAAACUUUAAAACUUGCACAGAGUGUUUAGCAGAAUGGCCAUAUUAUAAAGGCGAGGCAUCGAUAUGUAAAUGGUGUACAAAUUGUACAAUUGGCAUACACGGAAAGUGCAUACCAUACGAAAAAGAUUGCGAUGAAUUAUAUAAGUGUGAUGCCAAGGAAACAUCAGUGGUAGAUGUAAAUCAAUGCCACGAACGACAGUGUCCUGCAAGUGAUUGUGAAAAAUGUAACAGUCUAGAAGAUUGUGCAUGGACAAGGCAGGUUCUGAAGACUUCUGGAUUAGGAGUUGCAGUAACUCAUGAACCUGUAUAUGAUUGGAAUUGUGUAUCAGAUGACGUUUUUGAAAGAUCCAGUAUUAAAAUGGGAAGCACACAGUGUGAAAAACGUUGCGCUGAUCAUAAGGAUUGUAAGGAAUGUCUAAAGGGUACAGGAGCUGAGGGAGGGUGGCGGGAAUGUAGAUGGUCAACACAACUGAAUGAAUGCAUCUCUCCAUCGUAUCAACCUCUUUAUUGUGCUGGUGGUGUGUGCGGUCUAGUACUGCGUAAUUCUGAUAUUGAUCAUUGUCCUGAACCAUGCUCAGUUUUCAAGCAAUGCAGCACUUGCCUAAAACACUCACAUUGUGGAUGGUGCUCUUUAGAUUCAGCUAAUAUAACUGGUCAAGGAAUAUGUACAGAGGGUUCUCUGGAAGCACCUGCAGAUCAUCCAGCCGGUGGUACAUGCGAAAUGCUUUAUUAUCAACAAUUUCCUCAAACAGAACCACCACUCAUAACUACAUUAUUUCCACAUUAUGCAGAAAUACUUGAAAAUCCAGACAAUGUAACAAUGUUAAUUCCAAGCGUAACAUCGAAACCAUCAUUCUCAUGGCAUUAUGUACGAUGUCCUCCAGAAAACGAAUGUACUAAUGGUCAUCACACAUGCUCACCAAAAAGUGAAAAAUGCUUUGAUUUGGAAGAAGGAUUUGAAUGCAUGUGCGGUGAUGGAUACAAAACUGAAACUCCAGCGUCAUUUAACGAAUUUGGAAGAAAAAUUUGUGUACCUAUGUGUACGCAAGGAUGCGUCCGAGGAACAUGUGUAGAACCAAAUGUUUGUCGCUGUGAUUUCGGUUACGUAGGUGCCAAUUGUUCGAUUCAGUGCCAGUGUAACGGUCACAGUAAUUGUGCCGGUCCAGAUAAAUUAGAUGUCUGUUUAGAGUGCCAUAAUAAUACAAUGGGGCCACAGUGCGAUAAAUGUUUACCUUUAUUUGUUGGAAAUCCAGCAGAUAAUGGACAAUGUGUACCAUGUCUGGAAUACUGUAAUGGGCAUACUCGAAUUUGUAUUAACGAGAGCAUGACUGUACCGGAUCCAAAUUCCAUAAAUAAAAUGUCCUUGGAAUUAUUAAAGAAGCAAUUAGUCGAAGGCCCUGUAUCUAAGGCAAAGUGCGUAAAUUGUGGAAAUAAUACAAAGGGUGAUAAAUGCGGUGAAUGCAUGACGGGCUACUUUCGAGGAACAGAAGAUCUUCACGAUGUCUGUCGACCUUGUGAAUGUCACGGUCACGGAUUCACUUGCGACCCCGUAACAGGAGAGAAAUGCAAUUGCGGCAACAACACCGAAAGUAAUUCAUCAUGUACUAGUGGUCCUAUAAAGGGUACGAACACUGGUGGGGCACCACCCUGUUGGAUGGUGCAAUGCAGUAAAUGCAAAGAAAAUUAUGCCGGCAAUCCAACAAUGGGUCAUCAAUGUUACAAAACAGUAACAGUUGAUAACAAAAUGUGUUUCGACUCCAAAUUAAUAGGAUCCUAUGAUGAGUGCAAAAUGAAACCGAAACCGUUAAAUCCCGGGCAGACAGUGUUCUACAUGGUGCAACCCCGUUUCAUGAACGUUGACAUCAGAGUUAUGGUGGACGUAACUCAAGGAGGUUUAGAUCUAUUUUUUAGUCCCCGUGACGAUUCCUUUGUCGUUAAUCUAAAUACAACAACUGGAUAUCAGGAUGUUGAAUUGGACAGCAGAUUUGUAUGGCGCAAGGAUCCAGGGAACACGUGGUUCGACAAACAUACACAUAGCAUAAUGAGAGUCGUCGAAUACCAUUCGCAUAGUAUGUACUCAUACGGUUCGAAUAGCACUACUCCAGAACCAAAUUGGAAUACCGGUCCGCAGUACAUCGUAAUGGAAUGCUACGCCAAAAGUCUCGCUACUUUCCUAACAAUUGCGCAAAGGAACACAAUCCUGGUCGUGAGAAAUCUUACUAAUCGAUUAGUAUUAACUCUACCGCAGGACAAGCACGAACUCCAUCAAACGAAAUUCCACAUCGCUCUCAGAGCAAUCGAUCCUGUACAUCCGGAAAUAAGCGGUCGAGCUGCCUACGGAAUGAUCUUUUUCCGACAGGAUCAACUACACAUCGACUUAUUCGUAUUCUUUUCUGUGUUUUUCUCGUGUUUCUUUUUGUUCUUGGCCGCUUGUGUGGUUGCCUGGAAAGCGAAACAGGCAGCCGACGUUCGGCGAGCACGAAGGAGACACGUUGUCGAAAUGUUACACAUGGCCAAAAGACCAUUCGCGUCGGCUACCAUUAUUUAUGACCGUGAUGGUAAUGACUGCAGUCCAAGUUCACCACAGCGAAAAAGUAAACGCAAUAAGUUAGGUAGCUUUCAUAAUGACGUGAGACCUGUCGCAGUUGAACCAACUGAUGAUGGCGUUGCGGCCGUAGCCACUGUAUUUAUCAGAUUACCGGGUGGUCGACAGGCGCCUGUUAAACUCGCUCUUGGCAGUUCAUUGAUACUAUUGACCAGAGUUUAUCCGGUGAAUAGCAGGGUGUUCCUAAGACGUAGAAACAGUCACGCGUUGAACUGAGCUUCUUUCAGUAGGGAUUUCUUUCCACUAUCCUCGAGCCUACUUGGGCAGAAGAGCGUAGGCAGUUAUCUUUAUUCUUUACCCUUGCGAAUCGGUUUCACCGAUCUCAUCCCUCGCUGUAAUUAUUCGGCCAUUCAUGACGCAUGAUCAUUAUGCGAAUCGGAAGGUUGUCGUUUCCGGAUUCGAGUACCAUGACAUUCAAAUUCGUGUAAAUUACGCGUUUAACAACGUAAAUGUCACGUUUCUUUUAACAAGAUUUAUUAUAUGUUCUGCCAUUGUCGAUAUUGUUCAAUAUUCGCCAGUAAUGUGUACUUUUAGUUUAACAUUGUAUUAUAGUCGCAAAAAAGGAAAACAACUGUAAGGGUAUUUAAGCUAAGUGAUAAUAUAUAAUAUAUAUUGUCAUACCAUUCCAUGACGAGACUGUAUGUUUGUAUAUAAGAAUCUGUAAUUAUGUAUUUGUAAUUUACACAUUUUUGUAGAAGCAUUUUAUGUGAGCCGGACAUGGUUUUGUGUCUUGGAACGUUUCGUGGCCAUUUUCCAUGGAAAGUGGAUAAUUUUAUUGAGUUGUUUUACGAAAAGAGGUUUCUCCAGGAAGAUGGGAAAAUAGAAGAGGUGGAUACGAGUAUCGCUCGCAUUAUCAGAUUUAUAUAUCAGUAGAAAUUUUAAACGGAAAUCAAAAUUUUUUAAUGAAACAAAAAUUCUCAAUUACGGUCGAACGAAGGAUGGCAGGUGAAGUUCAUUGUCGCAAAUGUAAAUAUUGAAGUGUCAGCUGUGGAACAAAUUAUAAAGCUUGAUGUGAUAGUAUUCCAGCUAAAUACCAACAGUAAUUAUUCUCUGUGUAAAGAAAAAUGCAAUAAUAAUCAGCCGAUUUCUCAACUUGUCGGCGAACAGAAUCAUUUUAGAACACGCGUGCACGUAAACAUGUACGUAUGUUGAUUCGAGGUAUCGUAGAUGCUGCCAUGAGGAUCGAAUUGUAUUUGCAUAAUUUAAACAAACAGUAUUAGUAUCGUUGAUUAGAAAGAAGCUCGAUGAUGCGCGAGUCGGAAAGGUUCCUAUGCCAAAAACUGAUGAGGAAUAACGAGCGAAGUAGCAUAAUAAUAUUAUUAUUUAUGGCAAAGAACACGAGCAACAGAUAUUAUAAAUGAAAGAAAAAUUGUAAAUACGCGAGGUGCACAUGUGCAAACGUUUAUUGACACUGAACAUAUAUUGAUUGUAAAGUAUUAUUUACCAUCAUUGAUAUUGGAACGAGCCCGUUGGAAACGGAAAGAGAAACGCAUCUUUUAAUGAAGAUGUCGACUCAAUGUCAUGUAUUAAUCAAAAAUAUAGAAACAAUAGGGUGUUGAUGUAAUGAUAUUAAUAUGUAUUAUUAAGACGAAUACAAGCAAAGUAAUCGGUACAGUGAGUGAUGUAGUGACAUAGCUGUAAAUACAAAGGAGUGGUUUUUGCUAAACUGUUAUGCGGUACUAAACAGGUUUAAUAUAUUCUGUACAGAAUGUUUUCUGAGGUAAUUGUUACACAGUUUGAAUAUUUUCCACUGUAUUUUUAUGAAGCUUAUUAGAUAAUUCAACCAGGAAAGAAGAUUAUAUACAUCUUCUGUAAACUGCUUUGUUUUUCGUGCAAUGUAAUAUUAAUGUAGAGUGAUUAUUUGAACGAAACUUUGGUAUAUUUAAUUUUAUCGAAUUUUAUGAAUACAGUGAAAAAUGCUUGAACCGUUUUUGGAAGCAUUCUACGUAUGCCGUCUACAAACUGGAAGAAUGCAAUGUCGUUCCUCGACUAGGAACUAUUAAUACAUUCAGCAAUUGUUAAGUGUGCAUAUGACAAUGCAGCACGUCUUUAUCCAUUUUGUUCCCAUGAAGCUCAUUAUUGCGCAUCUCAUCAAAGGAUAAUUUUAUUAUCUCUAGAAUCUUGUCUCGAAUCGUCUCUCUCUCUAGCAUAGCUUUUACAUGAUCAUUGCGGUUCACGGUUACAUGUUCGUUUAUCUUCACGCGACUAACUAUCCUAACUAUUCAUUCAUGAUGUUAGCGCGACAGUCUUUAAAACAUGUCUCUAAACACUAAGGAUACAACAAAACUAACGUAUAUGUACAUUUCUAAUAGAUUUACAUGAAUAGAGAUAUAUAUUAUAUAUAUAUACAUAUUAUGUAUACACGAUGAAUGUAUAAUUUCUCGGUUGUACAGAUCUGAGCGUUAUCUCCAAAAUGUUCUAUUUUAUAUAUAAUUAUUACAUUGCAUUCAAUGUAAGCGAUAUCUUCCAAUGCCGGCAUUGUAUCGCGUUGAGAAAUGUUUGUAACACUUCUGAGACACGGUCGUUUGUAAAGUGUAAAAGAUAAUGGUUGUGAGGUCCGUUGGUGUCGGCAUCCCGGGUAGGGUUCGCCAGCUUCAUGGAUUUAUUUCUACUGUGGAAAGGAAAAAGUACGAGGUUGUGCUAACGAGAAUUAAUGAAUUGUAUCGAGGAAGCUUUAAUAAACGUGUGUAAAAUUGGA
Molecule: messenger RNA, 12073 nt
Organism: Megalopta genalis
Lineage: Eukaryota; Metazoa; Arthropoda; Insecta; Hymenoptera; Halictidae
Source: RefSeq, a predicted model, not a curated record